AUGCAAGUACAAACGUUUGGUGACGGACCGCGCUUCUCGCCCGUUACCUCGAGCGACCAUGCUGGGCAGCUGUGGAUUGUAACCAUCCUGGCGCUCGUCUACAGCACGCUCGUCAGCACGGCGAGGGCAUACGUCAAGUACAAGAUGUUUGGGAUAGACGACAUCCUCAUCGCUUUCGCAACAAUUUUGCAACUCGCACAAUGUAUUGCCAUCUUUGUGGGACUGGGAACUGGUGGCCUUGGCAAGUUCAACUCCAUCACGACGCCGGCGCAAUGGGCGACGUCUUCCAAAUCAACAUUAGCGGCCAUUAUUCUAGGCUUUCUGACGAUGUGCCUGUCGAAAUGUUCGCUCCUCGCUCUUGUACUCCGAAUCAUCGGCCGAAAGACGGGCAAGAGCAGGCCCAUCUGCAUCGCCAUGAUGGUUGUGAGCGCGCUGUGGGGAGUGGGAUCUUGCGUGGCGUACCUAUCAAACUGUCGAGCUGAUACGCUAUUGACACCGGACAACAUUACACAAUGUCCAGGUCAGGAAACACGAUGGGCAGUUAUCACGGCGAUUGACAUAUUCACCGAAGUUGCUGCCUGGCUGCUGAUGGUGGAGCUGACCUGGAACGUCAACAUGUCGGCCGCGCGCAAGCUCCAAGUCAUCAUGGCAUUUUCCUUUCGGCUGCCGCUCGCCGUCCUCGCCGGCCUCCACCUGUUCUACUUUCACCGUUACCCGUCGGCUGCCGAGCCGCAGUUCGCCGUCAUUGACAGCCUACUCUUCCAGCAGGCCAUGAUCUCGUGGUCCCUCAUCUCAGCGACGGUACCGAACCUCAAGAAUUUUCUCAAAUCUUUUUCGCUUGGCAUGGGAUUCCCGCUGGCGUACGACGACACCAUGACCGGCUCUGGCGGCGCGUACGCGAUGCGAUCUUUUGCUAAUAGUCGCUCCAAGGGAACGGCAGUAGGGGCGGGCAACACGGGGGUUGUGUCGACGACCAUCUCGGCAAGACGGAGGUCGGACGCCGGAUUACCUGCUCAGCCGUCGCAGCAGGGUUGGCCGGCGGAGGGUGUGCUGUCAGGGCCGGCGGAGGGUGUGCUGUCAGGGCAGGCGACGGAGGGGCAGUCGUAUGCGACGAGCAGCAGGGAGCACGUGGAUGAGGACGCAAGCUCCAGGACGGGGAGCCAAGACAUGAUUAUCAGCAAGGAGAUUGCUUGGAAGAUAACUUAUGAAGAUCGGUCCUAG
Molecule: messenger RNA, 1221 nt
Organism: Beauveria bassiana ARSEF 2860
Lineage: Eukaryota; Fungi; Ascomycota; Sordariomycetes; Hypocreales; Cordycipitaceae
Exons: 4
Coding region: 1-1221 (406 amino acids)
Source: RefSeq, a predicted model, not a curated record